GGCCCCGGAAUGCCACCUUUUGGGGGUGUCCCGGUCUCCAGCCUUGGACCCGUGACUGCAGGUGACGGAGGAAGCUGCUGGGAUCUUGGAGGGUGGCGUGGUGCCCCCAGCCCAGCCCUGGUGUGGUGUGGCUGUCCCCAGAUGUGGGGUGGCACGGCAACGACACGGUUGUGCUGUUGUCUGUGCCCUAGAGAGCCUUUCCCGUGGGGUCUUGGCACAUUGGGGAGCAACUUGUCCCCUAGUCCUCUGCCUGCGUGUCCUGGGGCCCCCAUCCUCACAGUGUCACAGCCCUCGGUUCCCUGCCCACAUGUGCUGGGCUCUGUGUCACCUGGUACUGAGGUCCCUCUCUUGCCCCUACAGCCCCAGGCUAUUGGGUUGGCUCUCCCCUGUGUGCCCGUUCUCUGGUCCCUAUCCCUACUGCAUCAGUGUCCUUCAUCUCCUGUUUGUGCAUGCUGGUGUCCCCAUCCUUGGGACAUUGCUAUCCCACACCUGCUUGUACAUGCAAAGGUCCUUCCUCCUAGUUUCUGCAGUGUCAGGUUCCCUGGUUUGAAUCCCUAUGGUUUCAGGGUCCCUCGUCCCCUUCCCAUGUGUGCUGGGCUCCCUUGUCCUUGGUCCUGUGUUAUCAGGUUGCUUGGUCUCCUGCCUGCAUGUGUCCCUUGUCUUUGUCCCCAUGGCUUGGGGUCUUCAGCCCUCUGCCUGUGUGUGUUGGGGUCCCUAUCCUGUGCCCACUUCAGUCCCUGACCCUAUAGCCUUGUUCUGUGUGUGUGUUUCUAAUGGCACAGCCCUGCCUUCACCAUGGUUGAUGUUCUGUCCCCACUGCAGCACAGGGCACGAGUGGGAGCUCCCCAACCUGAGCCCCAUCUGUGCCACCCUUGAGGCUCCAGCGCUUCUUUUAUCUCUCCUUUGAGCUCAGUGCAAGAGGGUGCCAGACCCUAUUUUUUCUUUUUUUGAGGAUAAAAGAGCUUUUUUUUUUCCCCUGGGCUGGGAUCCAAGGGGAGAUGAAAUGAAACAGGAAGGGGCUGGAGGUGGAACAGCUGCAAGCUGUCCUCGCUCCACAUCCACCCACCACACUGCUGCCAGCACUGGGAGCUGCUCUCUCCCCAUCCCUUUGCCCAUGGGGUGAGGGAUAUGUGGUGUUGGAACGGUGGGCAGGUGUCUGCUGGAUGUUGUAGGGGGUCCUGUUGUGGCUGAUGAUGCAGAAUGCUUGUUUGCUUCAGCUAAAAUGGCAGUUCUUAAAGGGGGGAAAAAAAAAAGGAAAAAAAAAAAGAUGGUUUCUGCACAUCUCUUGACUGCAUCUUUUUGAUUCAACGAGGUUUUGCUGUCGAGUGGUGGAGUUGGGGACCUGGGAGCUCCCACUGCUGCAAUUUCCAAUGCAGCCAAAUGAGCAGGGGAGGGGGGAUGGGGGUGGACCAACCCACUCCGAGCACUCCAAACGCUGUAAAAAAUUGAUUGGAGCAAGUUCUAAUUGCUGCAGUCGUCAGCGUGGAAGCCGGGGGAUGCUGUGUAAUGUCUGGAGGGCUCGGCUCCAGCUCACUGGCUGCAGUGCUGGCUGCUGGUGGCAUGGCCACCGCACUCCCUGGAGCAGCUUCUUGCUCCCCAGGUGGAUGAGGGCACAGGGAGCCGUGGGCCUGUGUGAGUGCCGUGCCAGAAGGCAGUCGGGUGCAGCAGAAGGCUGAGAAACACGAGAGCACAGGGCUUUAAUGACCCCGGAAGCCCUGGCUUGGUGUUGCCAUUGGAGCUGUUACAAUUAGAGCCGUCGCACUUAAAGCGCAUGUAUUUAAAGCCUCUGCUUUUAAACCCGUGGCGAUUCGAGCCGUCCCGGUUACAGGUGUUGUAGCAGAGGAAUGGGGCUGACCCUUCCCUGGUGAUGCUCGUGCAGAGACAGCUGCUGCCUGUCCCUGCUGUCCCAGGGCUCCUCGCUGGCGGCCGCAGCCUCUCCGAGCCGCUGGCAGCCGGAGCUCCUGGCCGGAGCACGCUGCCUGCCUGCACAUGGCUUUUUUUAGGUUUACAAACAUUACGGCCCCGUGCACACGUCGCUUCCCCCCUCCCUUCCCGUGAGUCAUCAGCCCCGUCACCAGUGCAGGGGAGCGCAGGCCAGGGAAGCCGGAGGCGGCGUCUGCGCUUCCCCCCUUGGCGCUGAUGACCCCAGCGGAGGAAAAAAAAUAGAAAUUGGGUGUUUUUUUCCCCUCCCUUUUUCGGUCAUGGAAAAGGUUGAGCGAGAUGAAGAAGGCGCGGCGGUGACGGCCGUGAUGAUGCCACGUCUGUUUGUGGCAUCGCCUGUGAUGGGGCGUUUUGGGAGAGGAUGGCAGCACAGCCUUUAUCUGGGGGAUGUGCGAAUGUGGUGUUACACCCAGAGAUUUUGGAGAGGGCCGAGGAACCGGUGGCAUCCAUUGGGCUGAGCUCGGAGCUGUGCGUGUCCCCUGACAUGGCAUGGAGCAUCGGCCUCUGGCUGCGUGCACGGAGGUGCUGGAGCCCCCGCGCUGAGCUCAUCGUGGCUGAUGUGGCUGCGGUGACUCAGCAGCGCCAGCGCUGACUCAGCGGCACUGCGGACCCCAGGAGGCAGCUGAGGUGGGAGGGGGCUGUCAUUUUCUGGGGGAGAAAAAAGGGAGAUUUUGUGCGGUGUGCUGCAGAAGCCGUUGUGCCGGUGCUGAUCAGGACUGCAUUGAAAGGAUGUGAUGCAAACUCGUCCUUGUGUAGAAAGGCUCCUGCUCGCUUUUCAGGUGGUUCUUCAGCGCUGUGUGUAGGAGAGAUGCAGCAGCUCUGACUGAGCAUGUGUCUGAGCCCAUACAUAGGGCAGACAAGGAGCUUGCCCUACUCAACCCCAGCCUUGCUGCCUCGCUAACCUCAUGGUGGGGGUCUUCAUGCCUUCCCCUCCAUGGGGACCUUUCUGUGUGCCGGUGCCAGCUGCCGGCCGCCGUGCCGGGGUGAGUACAGGGAAAUGUGGGGAGGGCACUCGGCAAGGGGACACGGCUGUGACAGUGCUCCCUUUGGGGGGGGCAGCUGGCUUGCACCGCCAAGCUUUCAGCUGUGCGUGCACACAGGGAUUGGAGCCAAGCAGGAAAACGCACCGUCCGCUUCUGUACUUGCAAGAAAGAGGAUCUCAGCCUGAAGCCAGUGAAAGGGGAAGCGGCCGUCCCGUGUCUCUGUGCCGACUUGCAGAGCAGGAUGUGUCCCCCAAGAGGUUCUUCCUGGAUGUGACUCGGUUCCCGUCACGUCCGCUCUGGCAUUUCAGGACCCCCCCGGCCCUGGUGGAACACAUGGGGUGGCGGUGGUGGUGUUUUGGGACAGGUCCGGGGGGCAAUCCGGUUGAUGGCCCCAGAAGAGGCCCAAUGGAAGAAGGGCUGAUCGACUAUGGCGGCGAGAGGACACUGAGCGAGGGCGGCCGGCUGGGCCUGGCCGCUGGGGGCCGGCCGCAGGCGGGGGGCAGCGCGCUGAUGGAGCCCAGCGGGUGGCUGCCCGGCCCCCCUGCCGGCCCCGCACGUCUGGAGGACGCCCGCAACCUGGUGGCCUUCUCGGCGGUGGCCGAAGCGGUGUCCUCCUACCGGCUGCCCGCCCCGGCUUCGCCCUCGCUACUCUACAAGAAGUUUGACACCGAGAUGAGCCGGGGGGGGCUGGUGCCGCGGGACGGCGUGCCAAGGGGGGAGGACCUGCACGCCCUCAAGGCCGCCCUCGCCCUGGCCAAACACGGCAUGAAGCCCCCCAACUGCAACUGCGACGGCCCCGAGUGCCCUGACUACCUGGAGUGGCUGGAGCAGAAGAUCCAGGUGGCCUUGGGAGAGGCCCCGCUGCCCCACGCCCCGCCGCCCCCCGACAAAGGUGCUAUCGCUCCCCCCGCGGUGCUGGAGGCCGCCGAGCCGUGCCCGUCGGACGGCCUCCCCUUUUCCCAAAGUGCACUGAAUAUUGCCAAGGAGAAGAACAUCAGCCUGCAGACGGCCAUCGCCAUCGAGGCGCUGACGCAGCUCUCAGCCACGCUCCCUCAACCUGGUGCUGAUGGGCCACCCCCCCCCUCCGCCACCGCUGCCGCCCCCCCGGUGCCCCCUGCCCCCCCAGAGCCAUCCAUCGACGUGGUGCCUCCGUCUGGGACCACUGACCCUAUGGCGGAGCUGGAGCAGCUCCUGGGCAGCACCGAAUACAUCGCUGUGGCCUUCAAGCGGCCCGAGGCUGGCAGAGCCCCCCCUGCAGCAGCCCCAAAGCCCCCGGAUCGGACGCCGGGCAAGGAGACGGCAAGCAGCCCCCAAGUGCUGCAGGAACCUGACCUGCACAGGAAGACACAGAUGGUCCUGCAGCAGCACCUGCACCACAAGCGCAGCCUUUUCCUCGAGCAGAGCCUCUCCGCGACCCCCCCGGAGCGCCCACCUGGCUGGUGGACCCCCAGCACGCCCAAGACCUUUGAGAAGCAGGCCAAGGAGAAGAAGAAAAGGAUGCAGCCAGACAAGCCAGCCCGCAAGCAGGUGCAGAUCAAGAAGCCCAAGCAGAAGGAUUCACAGCCGCUCUUCCUGCCCUUCUGGCAGAUCAGCCUGGAGGGGCUGCGGACCCCCGCCGAGCCCCCCGCCACAGCGCCGCAGCCCGAGCCCCCACCGCCCGCCCCGUGCCCACCCACUGCUUCCGACUCUCAGGAAAGGGGAACCCCUGGGGGGGACACCCACAGCCACCCGCUGGCGCCGGGCCCGGAGGGAGCGCCGCCCGCCAUGGUGGAUGACAAGCUGGAGGAGCUUAUCCGGCAGUUCGAGGCCGAGUUCGGGGACACCUUCAGCCUGCCGCCCACCGGGACCACUGCGCUGCCAGAGGGGCAGCUGCCAGCCCCGCAGGUGCCCCCCACCACCGCCAGCACCGCCGCUGUGGCCCCCAGCAGUGCUGGCCCUGGGGGCUCCGCGCUGUCUCCGGAGAAGGGACCUCCCCCAGAGCACCUCUUCUCCGUGCGCUCACCCAAGCAGAUCAAAAUCGAGUCCUCUGGUGCUAUCACCGUGGUGUCCACCACGUGCUUUUACUCUGAGGAGAGCCAGAACGCCGAUGAGGCGGAGGGGACGCCCACCAAGGAUGAGGUGCCGCUGACCCCCACCCUCAGCGGGUUCCUGGAGUCGCCUCUCAAAUACCUGGACACGCCGACCAAGAGCCUGCUGGACACCCCCGCCAAGCGUGCGCAGGCUGAGUUCCCCACCUGUGACUGUGUGGAGCAAAUCGUGGAGAAGGACGAGGGGCCGUACUACACCCACCUGGGCUCAGGGCCCACCGUGGCAUCCAUCCGGGAGCUGAUGGAGGAGCGGUACGGCGAGAAGGGCAAAGCCAUCCGCAUCGAGAAGGUCAUCUACACUGGGAAGGAGGGGAAGAGCUCCCGGGGCUGCCCCAUCGCCAAGUGGGUGAUCCGGAGACACAACCAAGAGGAGAAGCUGCUAUGCCUGGUGCGUCACCGAGCUGGCCACCACUGCCAGAACGCUGUCAUCAUCAUCCUGAUCCUGGCCUGGGAGGGCAUCCCCCGCACGCUGGGCGACACGCUGUACCAGGAGCUCACUGACACCCUCACCAAGUACGGCAACCCCACCAGCCGCCGCUGCGGCUUGAAUGACGACCGGACUUGUGCAUGCCAAGGCAAGGACCCCAACACCUGCGGCGCUUCCUUCUCCUUCGGCUGCUCUUGGAGCAUGUAUUUUAAUGGCUGCAAAUAUGCCCGAAGCAAAACUCCACGGAAGUUCAGGCUGGUGGGGGACAAUCCCAAGGAGGAAGAGCUGCUCCGGAAAAGCUUUCAGGACUUGGCCACUGAGGUUGCUCCGCUUUACAAGAGGCUGGCACCACAGGCCUACCAGAAUCAGGUUACCAACGAGGAUAUCGCAAUAGACUGCCGGCUGGGCUUGAAGGAGGGGAGGCCAUUUUCAGGGGUGACAGCAUGCAUGGACUUCUGUGCUCAUGCUCACAAAGAUCAGCAUAACCUCUACAAUGGCUGCACAGUGGUCUGCACGCUGACAAAGGAAGACAAUCGCGUGGUGGGGAAGAUUCCCGAAGAUGAGCAGCUGCACGUCCUCCCCCUCUACAAGAUGUCCAGCACGGAUGAGUUUGGCAGCGAGGAGAACCAAAACGCAAAGGUGGGCAGCGGGGCCAUCCAGGUGCUCACAUCCUUCCCCCGCGAGGUGCGUAAGCUGCCUGAACCCGCCAAGUCCUGUCGGCAGAGACAGCUGGAGGCAAAGAAAGCCGCAGCGGAGAAGAAGAAACUGCAGAAGGAGAAGCUGAUGACACCAGAGAAGAUCAAGCAGGAAGCGCUCGAACUUCCUACACUCCAACAAAAUGCAGGUAUGGCGUUGAAAAGUGGGCUCUCCCCACAGCCGCUGAAACCUUCCAUCAAAGUGGAGCCGCAGAGCCAUUACAACGCCUUCAAGUACAACGGCAAUGCGGUGGUGGAGAGCUACUCGGUGCUGGGCAGCUGCCGGCCCUCCGAUCCUUACAGCAUGAACAGUGUUUACUCUUACCAUUCCUACUAUGCACAGCCCAAUCUGCCUUCCGUGAACGGGUUUCAUUCCAAGUUCACGCUGCCCUCCUUUGGGUAUUACGGUUUUUCCAACAACCACGUGUUCCCCUCGCAGUUUCUGAAUUACGGGGUGCCCGAGAGGGGCGAGAGCUGGGUGAGCAACAGCUACGAGAAGAAGCCCAACAUUCAGGUGCUGCAGGAGAACCUCAACCAUACCUACAGGAACACGGAUUUCCCUGAGCCCAUCCCACACAGCGUCCGGAGCAAAAACCAUCACCAGCGCACCUACGAGCGGGCCAGCCGCUAUGCCAGCCAACAGAAGACGGCUGCGGCCGGGGUGCACAGGACUAGCACAGGCUCGGAGGAGGCAUCGCCGUUUGCACAGAACUGUUUUGGCAGCAGGGCCAUCAAGCAGGAGCCCCCGGACCCUCCGCCCAGCAUCGAGCCCCUGAGCAACCCUGCGGCAGCUGUGCCCGGCACCGGCCUGGCUCUACCCGCUGUCCCCGUACCGGAGCAGCAGUGGAGUCCUUACAAAACGUCGUCCCGAGGUUCGUCUUCCCCCGAGCGGACUAGUGCGGCUGAGAGCUCGUGGAGCAGCCUGGUGCCAGGUGCCGGAGGACGGGAGAAGCUGAGCGCCUUCGAUGCUGCCGUGCGCCUGCCGCUGCCGGAGAAGCAGUGGCCCAAUGUCCUGGCAGAAGAAGCGUCGUCGUCGUGCAGUUCCAGCUUGCUGCCGAAGCCGUGGAGCCCUUGCAAGCUGGGGGAGACGGUGCUGGGCGGUGCGGGUACCCCGACCCUGCGGGACAAGGGCUGGGAAUUGGGACCGCUGGGCUUCGGCUCGGCCCUGCCGGAGCUGCCUGUCUUCUCUGAAGAGCCGUGGGGUUCUGGCAAGGCGGAGGAGCGGAGGACGCCGGCACCCACGGCAGGGCUGCCUGAAAAGCCGUGGGAGGCAGCGGUGCGUGAGAAGGGGGCAGCGGGGGUCCGUCAGGAGAAGCCGUGGGAUCCUUUUGGGCUGGAGGAGGGCGUCGAGGAGGCGUCGGUGAAGGCGGUGAAGGAGGAAGAGGAGGAGGAGGAAGAAGAGGAAGAGGAGGAGUGGUCGGACAGCGAGCACAACUUCCUGGACGAGAACAUCGGCGGCGUGGCCGUGGCGCCCGCGCACGGCUCCAUCCUCAUCGAGUGCGCCCGCCGCGAGCUGCACGCCACCACCCCACUGAAGAAACCCAACCGCUGCCACCCCACCCGCAUCUCCCUGGUCUUCUACCAACACAAGAACUUGAACCAGCCCAACCACGGCCUGGCGCUGUGGGAGGCCAAGAUGAAGCAGCUGGCGGAGCGCGCCCGCGCACGGCAGGAGGAGGCGGCGCGCCUGGGGCUGCAGCAGGACGCCAAGGCCUUCGCCAAGAAGCGCAAGUGGGGCGGCGCGCUGGCGGCCGAGGCGGCCACCAAGGAGCGGAGGAACGCGGUCCCCACGCGGCAGGCGGUGGCCAUCCCCACCAACUCUGCCAUCACUGUGUCCUCCUACGCGUACACCAAGGUGACGGGGCCCUACAGCCGCUGGGUCUGAGGCGGAGGCGGCCGCCGCAGCCCUUCUUACCUCAAAGUCGGCAGCACUGGAGUCCCGGUGCUGCUUCGUGGUGCUUUCUCCUCGGGCAUGGGGGAGAAGAAAAAAAAAAAAAAAAGAAAAAAAAAAAAAAAAAGCAGGAAAAAAAAGAAAAAAAGAAAGCAAAAUAAACCAACGUUACGCUUGGAAACAACGGAACCGACGCGGGUGCGAGCCGCACUUGGCAAAGAGUAGGAAAAUAGGAAAGGAACAAUGCUCUUUGACGUUUUUCGGUAACCUAAUAUUUAUAUCUCUGUGUUUUUUUAAUCUAUCCUUGUGCACUGCAAGAAUGGAGAGAGAAGUUUAUAGCGUCCUUUCGCAAAGGAGAGGUUUUUAAUUCCACUUAAAACCGCGUAUUUAUUGGAUUAUUAUUAUUAUUUUUUAAUCUGACGAGAAUGACGAAGCCGACCUUCAAAAAACGAAGCGAACAUCGAGGAAAAAAAUACAUGGAUAAAUUAGAAAAAAAGGAAAAAAAUGAGAAACAACCCGAACACCAAACCAGCGUAUAAAGGCAGAGGUGGAUCUCCGCAGCGCCGUGCAGGCGGCGCGGAUCAGGGGCGGCCUCACAGAGCCACCUGGAAAUGAGUGCUGUAACGUCAGCCGGAUGCACCGAACAUCCAGUUUUUUUAAUUGUUGGUUCCCAAGGACCCACAGUGGCUGUUUUACAACUGGAGGAGUCCAUCCCCAUGGGUGGAGACCUCAGGGCAUCGUGUGGAGGGUGCUGCUCCCGGAGCUCCAUGCUUGGGUCCGGGGCUCUGCGCUCGUUUGGGGCUCCGUUGCCCUAAGGAGAAGAGGAGCAGCUCGGCUGCGUCUCCGAGAAACCCAACAGGAAUCAAACACGUAAAUAGGAAAAAGAAAAAACACAAACCCACAAAAACAACACAAAACUGUGAAUAGCUAGUGUUGCUCUCUGUACAUCACUGUUGCUGAAGUCUGGUGCUUUCAGUCUCUGGGGGACUUUGGCCGUACGAGCGGCUCUGGGAGGAGCAAACCCACACUCUGGGACUCGUCUCCCCACACUCUCAGUCCGAUGGGUGAGUCGGCGCGGCGGCGCGCUCCGCGUUUUUCUCUCCCCAGGUGCCAUCAUCUCACCUUCCUACAGGUUGCUGUUCUUCCCACAGUACAAGAAAACCAACCAACCGACCCACCGACCAACAACCUUUCCAACCCACCCACCCACCAUCCAACAACACUGCGUGGUGCUUUCCCAACAACCUCAGCUGAGGCUGCCACCCUCGAGCCAUGCUGGGCGCUGGGUGCAGGACGGGGCUGCGCCGUCGCUUUGCACUUCCAGGUGCCUUUUGGGGAGCACGCGAGCGAGAGCCGGCGCCGUCACCGUGCUGAAGUCACCGCGUGCGUUUACUGCAACCCCACGCACCGGCGCAGCUCAGCAGGAUCUCGGUAAAACAGCCUGAACCUUUGUGUAGUCAGUCUGAUUUUAAAACCUGUACAUAGGGAAAGAAUUUUUUUAAAAAGCACUUUCACCUAGAUUUAAAAAUGAAAGCAAAACUUAAAAAAAAAAAAAAGCAAAAAAAAGAAAAAAAAAAGAAAAAAAAGCAAACACCCUCUCCCCCCUCCCGACAACUUGAAAGCAGUAUGUUU
Messenger RNA from Lagopus muta (rock ptarmigan), 9656 nucleotides. RefSeq names its product tet methylcytosine dioxygenase 3 (gene TET3). NCBI's taxonomy places the organism in Eukaryota, Metazoa, Chordata, Aves, Galliformes, Phasianidae. Gene Ontology annotation, cellular component: nucleus. The record is from RefSeq and is a predicted model, not a curated record. Gene Ontology annotation, molecular function: DNA 5-methylcytosine dioxygenase activity. Gene Ontology annotation, biological process: positive regulation of transcription by RNA polymerase II; oxidative demethylation.